CUCUAGCGCCCCCGUAAGUAGUUCCAAUGUUCUCAGUAGACAUCUUGAGACUAUGAUGCUUUCGAAACGGUUCUACUGAAAGUCGGUCAAAUCUGAAGGCGUUUUUUACAAGCGCAUCAUUCGGUUUUCCCGAGUUUCACAACAAGCGCACUGCCCAGUAGUUGCCGAUUCUGGUGAAAGCAGCUCCUAAGUGAAAGUGAGUGUCCUUACGAACUAUUUCCAAUGGACGACGCAGGCCUCAGUUGGAGCUUUAGGUGACUGACGUCUUCGCACGCUUCAACAUCGCCCCUAUCUUUUAAUGUGACGACGCUCCUUGAACUCGUAGUGCAGACUCGUACUCAUAGCGCAGAAAGAAGGACUCAAUAAUUGAAACUCAAAGUUGUUUUAUUUUUUUGGGCGAAGUCUCCAGUCCACCGGUCCCGUUAGGGAGCAGGGAGGACAUCUACUUUGGCGACCGACUACUGGCCUUUCUAUCUAGCAAAAGUACUUCAUUACAGCAGCAGCCUCAAGCAAAAAUUCAUUCGCACACAGCACCGUACUUACAACUAUCUACACCGGCCAAAAUUCGAAACACAUCAUGAAGUCGUCCUUCGUUCUUUACUCUUCUACUGCUGCGCUUCUGUCUCAGCCUCUCGUCUACUUACCACAGCAAGUUGCCGCCCUGGCCCCCCAUCCCGAGGCGUCCAAGCGGAAGCCGGACAAGAAGGCCCACGGCAAGCUCAAGGGAGGCCACCCAAUCGAGUUGCAGGACCGGAUCAAGGGCGCCUACUAUGGCGCGCUGGUCGCCGACGCGUUUGCGCUGCAUUCCCACUACGAAUACGAUGCAAAAGUGAUCAAGGAGGCGCACGGGGGAGCGUUGAUCGACAAAUUUUACGGUCCGGGGGAGCUGAUGGGCGGCACGACGCACGGCGUCGGCUGGGGCCGCCGAAACUACCACCCCGGACAGCGGGCGGGGGACCAAACGGAUUACGGGUUGUACAACGUGGUUGCGCUGGAUAUGCAGUGCAAAAGUAUCGUACUAGUAAAACAGCAUUACAAAUUUUUCCAGAAGGAAAAAUGAUAUUUGUAAUGCUGAAUAAGCUAAGGAACCAGAUUUGUCAUGCAUGACUGCAAUUACUACGAGUGCGAUGCUUUUGCACAGGAUACUGGAGUAUCUCCAGCAAAACCACCACGCGGAAAAGAUCAAGAAUCCGAAAUAUAACGCGUCCGACGAAUAUCAAAUGUAAAAAUGUCUGGGUCUGGAAGAGUCAUGCCGUUUUUGCAUGACACAGAAGGGCUGGCAUGGAAGCUCUAGCAUCACAGGUUUCGAAAAGCUUCCGCAAUGCCGAAUCCGCAUGACAGGUCCCCCAUUUUGGUGGCAGAAAGCAGGCAGUUUUUGCUACCUACGCAUGAGAGAUUUUUUUGUGUUCGAAAAUGCGCAUCACAAGUUUGGACUCUUCCAGACCCAGACAUUUUUACAGUUGAUAACGAACUGAUCCACCCGAAACACAACACCACGCACAUCUUCAAGCACCUGAACCAACCCAUUGACCCCACGUCGCUGGUGAUUUUGUGGAAGAAAAAGAUCGAGGACAUCAACUGGGGUGCGUGGAAGUGCACGCAGUCCCGAACGACUUUGGAGCAAGUGAAGCGCGGGCAGCGGUUCCCGGACAUUGGGGGCAAUUCCAACGCGAUGGCGGUCCGGUCCGCGGGCAUUUUCGGCGCAUACGACGACGAAGACAUCGCGGCACAGGCGAGUCGGGUGCUGUCCUUCACACACAGGAGUCACGAGGCGCUCGUGGGGGCGGAGUUUUUCACACGGGUGGCGCACAAGGUACAAGUAUGUAGUCUUGUAUGGGGGCGAUGGUUUAUUUCUCAGUUGCUCCUGUGACGGCAUCGCAAAUCAAGUUCAAAAGUAUGCCAUGAUAAAAUGCUGCGAGCGCGCAUUAGAUGUAGAAGCCGAGGAGUUGAAGCAAUGCGCCAGCAUAUCAAAUCCAUCUCACCAUCAGGUAAUUUUCCUCUCCAUGACACCGAAAAGUGCGAUCAAAGCUACCUGCGCGUGGUUCGAGCACAAGCGGGACAAAUUUGUGAUGGAGCAGUGCGAAAAGGGCAUGAACAAGUUUAAGGAGGUGCGAAGACGGCACUCCCGGCUGGCGAAGGAGGAAUUCGCCGACGACCUAGCGAUGACUUCCAUGGCCAGAUUGUGGGAAGUAGGGAAGACGGAGCCGAUCAAGGUAUGAUUGAAUACGUUGCUGUUGAUACCAUGUUGUGGAGGGUAGUAGAACCUCCUAGGAAUCCGAGUGGUCGUGGUCUGGUCCACAAAUUAUCACGACUUACGGUGCCCUUACUACCACGUUGUGGUGGAGGUGAAACAAGCAAGUAGGAUUUCUACGAUUUAGUUUCUUUGUGUUUGAAGGAACACCACUGCAAUUUCAGGUCGGCAAAGCCUCCCCAACGGAGGGCACGAUGCCGGCGUCAAUCUACAUGAUUUUGAAGUAUGAGGACGAUUACGAAGACGCGGUGAAGAACAACGCCAUGGUGGGCGGCGACAGCGCCAGCCGCGCAAUCGCAAUCGGGAUGGUGCUGGGAGCGUACCACGGGGAGUCGUCUUUCGAGCCCGAAUGGCUGGAAGAAUUGAACAUGUUCAAGCGAUCCGAAUCCUGGUUGCAGAGACUGCCCCUGCUCAGCGAAACACCGGAGCCGAUGCCGUUGAACAACGAGCAUUACGAGAUCCGCGGGCCAACGGAUAUCAAAAGACAAGAACUGUAGAAGAAUGGAGUUUAUUGUAGGUAUAAAUUUUGUCCUCGCCGCGCAAAUCAUGAUCGGUUAAUUCGCUGUUCGUUAAACUCCACAUCACUACUGAUAUUGCAAAGCGUCGCAGCGACAUUAUACGCGAAUGAAUCGAACUGAUGCUAAAGUAAAAAAGUUGUUCCGGCGUGUCUUCAGGUCUAUCCUGAAUGUACUUUUUGCAUCACAUCAGAACCGAAAAGAAAUAGUCUCUGCAGUGUGCAGAAACUUUGCAGAGUCUUUGCUGUUUUUUGCAAAAGAGCAGGCAGUUACUUAUGGCGAAACCGAAAUUUAGCUUUAUGGUUAUGGACCUAGCACGCUACUAUUGUAAUCCUAGAUUGUCAUUGUUGCCGAUACGCUCGAUUUUUUCCGCAACUACCAAUCACUGCUAGGGAAGAACAGAAACUGAAACUCUGUAUCUACUUUUUGUCGGAACGAAUGAAAAUGCACACGCAAUUAGACGUAUACGGACGAUUGACAUAAAUCGAACAGCAGCCCAAUCAGACGCAAUUCCAAUUUGAACACUGUAAAUACUAUAGCAGAACUUGAACUGUAACGUAAUUAUGGAAAAGCAAAAAAAAAGCCUGUGUUUGUCAAAGUUGGAGCCACAACUGAAAAAAAGAUAAACUGCCUGAUGCUACCUGUUUGCAACAGGAUUUUUCCUAUUGUCGUUCCUUUGUGUGAAAAAAUUGCGCGUCAACGCAGUGCUGUUCGACAUUUCUAGUUGCUCGCUCAUCGAAGGACGAACUAGCCACCGCGAGCAGGAGAAUUCAGGGUUGAAGAUGAAGUUUCGUUUGUGGUCAGUUGAAUAAAAUCUCUAUAUGUCGCGGUGACAACAAUCGC
Amoebophrya sp. A120 is the source of this 3609-nucleotide messenger RNA. The record is from the annotation of a GenBank genome assembly. NCBI's taxonomy places the organism in Eukaryota, Dinophyceae, Syndiniales, Amoebophryaceae.